Molecule: messenger RNA, 816 nt
Organism: Phaeoacremonium minimum UCRPA7
Lineage: Eukaryota; Fungi; Ascomycota; Sordariomycetes; Togniniales; Togniniaceae
Product: putative ubiquitin-conjugating enzyme protein
Exons: 3
Coding region: 1-816 (271 amino acids)
Source: RefSeq, a predicted model, not a curated record
AUGGCGAGCCGAGCUGCACAGAAGCGCUUGACGCGCGAGUACAAGACUAUCUCCGAAAACCCUCCCCCAUACAUCACCGCCCACCCUUCAGAAUCUAAUAUAUUAGAAUGGCACUACAUCAUCACUGGCCCUGAGAACACUCCCUAUCAUGGUGGCCAGUACUGGGGCACCCUCAUGUUUCCUCCCAACUAUCCCUUUGCGCCACCGGCCAUCAGAAUGCACACACCCUCUGGACGAUUUCAACCAUCGACACGACUCUGUCUGUCAAUAUCUGACUUCCACCCCCGCUCGUUCAACCCUGCAUGGGAGGUAUCGACCAUCCUUAUCGGCCUGUUAUCCUUCAUGACCUCGGAAGAGAUGACCACUGGGUCCGUGUCCGCAAGCGAGGCCGAGCGGAAAUACCAUGCUGGUCGAUCAAGAUGGUGGAACUCAACCGGUGGUGGCUCUCACCAAAAGGCGGGCGGUCCCGCGCAGAAAGGAAACGUGAAAGCCGGUGAUGGCGGGGCGAAGUUCAAGGCAGAAUGGCCGGAAGUCGACCAGGAAAACUGGGAGUGGAUGAAGGAGAAUUACCUUGAUACCGCUACGGGCAACAGAAUCAACCCUGGCGGCGCGGCGGGUGCCUCUUGCGGUCCCCAAUUAGGCAUCGCAGGAGGCAGCGGCCACCAGGCACAGGCGGUCGUGGACGCGGUCGUGCAACGGCGGGAGGCCGGAGCAGGCUGGGUGUCUCGGAAUAAGCUCCUUGUUGCAGGUGUUGCCAUCUUCGUCUACGUACUCAUUGCACGCCUUUUGGGGGAGAGCGGAUCGACGAGCACCUAG